Cladophialophora psammophila CBS 110553 is the source of this 1275-nucleotide messenger RNA. RefSeq lists its product as uncharacterized. The transcript has 3 exons. Bases 1 to 1275 code for a protein of 424 amino acids. Lineage: Eukaryota; Fungi; Ascomycota; Eurotiomycetes; Chaetothyriales; Herpotrichiellaceae. The record is from RefSeq and is a predicted model, not a curated record.
AUGCCCGAAGUCGUCCGAGGCAGUCGUGCCAGUUUUCAAUUAGAGCGCAGUCGUGCGUCGCAUGAUGGAGCGGCACCCUCCACUCCCAUACGAGAAGGCCGGGGUGUCCAUUUCGGCCAAGGAAGCCCUGGCGAGCGAGAGGAGACUCCGACACCAGGUCUGAGAGCAGUCGAUACCGGACUCAGCAACAUGUCUGCCUCUGAACGCAGAAAGAGCAGAGAACAAGCCAGGAGAGAGCGGAAAACGGAGCCGGAGAGAGAUGCAUACUACGACAGUCGUGCUGCGACCAAGAGAGAAUUCAGAAGACGGGCGAGCACGCUGCAAGAAUACUAUUCCCAACAUCCUACCCUCCUGCCACAAUUGCCUUUCACAUGGAGACACGGGUGGCGGAGGUGGAAGCUGUUCUUGACGAUAUUCACGAUCAUUGUGGACGCCUGUGUUAUUCCUAUUGUCUUGUUCUAUACCAUGAAAUUCGCAGGCCACGUACAAGGUUGGAUAAUUUUCGCCGUCGUGGCUACCAUCUGGGGUGGCCCGACAUACAUCGAAUUCGGUGUGAGGAGCUGGCGUUUGUGGAAGAAGGAGAACUUCUUCCGGCCCUUGGGCACCUCGAACCGAUGGGCCUUUGACAUCACCCACUGGAUUUCGGUCCUGACCAUCACCGCUGUCACUGCGCUGCUUAUUGUCGGCAGUGCUCCUCACAUUGUCUGGCUGCGGGUUCUUUCCAUGCCUGCCCCAGCACUUGUGUUUUGCAUUGCCGGCAGUAUAUUCGUACUCACCAUGUGGAGUCUAGCUGGCAGGAAGGCGCCUUUCCGUAUCAGCUCCACCGAGAAGGGCGGCGUGGUUUACCCUGGAGCGUACUAUCUGAUUGAGGAUGUCGUUGCCGUUAAUGCCAACGCCGGCAGACCUUUCCGUGAAGCUUUGGCUGCGCGGUACCGAGCAAGCCCACGGUUCCGGAGGAUGAUUCUAGUGCAGUCUCUGUUCUGGUCUGUCGCGGGACUUCUGGUUGCUAUAGCUUGCACGGUGGUUGUAUGCAUCCAUCCCGUACCCAAGGACGUGGCUUAUGGAAUUGGCUGGGGUGUCCCCUUUGUCUGGAUCGGCAUCUGGACCGCCAUCACCAUCCUCUGGGUCCGACGAGAUAUGCACAGAGAGACCACAACGUGGGAGGAAGACUGUGGCAUUGAGCCUGGCGAAAAGCUCCACAAAGAAAAGAAACUCGAGCCAACCGAUUCUGACCGCGAGACAGCGAAAGAGCCGAGCCCAGAUGCGGAGGCGUGA